AUGAAAGGUUUCCUUCCUCUAGUACUUGCCGUUGACACUCCAGGGGAUACAGCAGUAAGCGUCUGUACUGACUUUUCAGAAGUGGUUCUUGCCGUUUUCAGUUGCCCUUUUGUGGGAGUUCUAGUCGGCCCUCGUCUAGACGACAUCGUUGGAGGCGUUCUAGACGGAACUCGUCUAGACGACACUGUUGGAGGAGUUCUAGUCGAGGCUCGUCUUGAAGACAUCGUUGGAGGUGUUCUAGACGGCACUCGUCUUGCCGACACGGUUGGAGGCGUUCUAGCUGGUACUGGCCUUGACGACCUUAUGGGUGUUCUAGAAGAUGAUCGCUUUGACAAUUGCUGCUCCGAAGAAACCGCUCUUUGUGAUCUUUGCGAUUCCGUUGUGAUAGUCCUUCCUUUGGAGGGAAGAGCCACCAUAUUGCUGGUCUCCUUAGGUUUCACUUUCACGGGUAGCGACCGUUUGGAACCGGUUCUGAAAAUAGCACUGAUGUGUGAAUUACGCUUACGAAUCAAGAGAUGUGAUAUUCUAUUAACUCUCACAGUUGUGCUGAUUCACCGGCAAACUUGA
Messenger RNA from Haemonchus placei, 567 nucleotides. The record is from the annotation of a GenBank genome assembly. Lineage: Eukaryota; Metazoa; Nematoda; Chromadorea; Rhabditida; Trichostrongylidae.